Cavia porcellus (domestic guinea pig) is the source of this 2571-nucleotide messenger RNA. Its product is annotated as cyclin-Y-like protein 1. Gene Ontology annotation, molecular function: cyclin-dependent protein serine/threonine kinase activator activity. Gene Ontology annotation, biological process: regulation of protein kinase activity; regulation of canonical Wnt signaling pathway. NCBI's taxonomy places the organism in Eukaryota, Metazoa, Chordata, Mammalia, Rodentia, Caviidae. The transcript is spliced from 6 exons. Gene Ontology annotation, cellular component: plasma membrane. The record is from RefSeq and is a predicted model, not a curated record. Bases 6 to 653 code for a protein of 215 amino acids.
ACAGUAUGACGUUGGCAGUAUAUUACCACAUAAAAUACAGAGAUGCAAAUACAUCCCUGGAUAUUUUUGAUGAGAGACUGCAUCCUCUCACAGAAGAGACGCUUCCAGAGGACUACUUUCAGCAUGAUCCUGAACAUGAAUGUAUAUACAGAUUUGUUGCUAUUAUUUUUAAUGCCCUAUGCAUACCAACUGAAUGCGCAAUAAUGACUUUGGUUUACUUAGAAAGGUUGAUGUCAUAUGCUAAGAUUGACCUCUGUCCUACCAACUGGAAAAGGAUUGUCUUGGGAGCCAUUGUUCUUGCCUUCAAGGUUUGGCAUGAUAAGGCUGUGUGGAACAUAUACUUCUGCCAGAUCCUCAAGAACCUUGCACUCCAAGACAUAAAUCAACUGGAAAGGCAUUACUUGUGUCUGCUUGAGUUUAAUGUUAAUGUGUCUGCCAGCAUUUAUGCCAAAUACUACUUUGAUCUUCGCUCUUUAGCAGAUCACAGCAACAUGUAUUUUGUGCCUGCACCUCUCACCAAAGAAAGAGCACAGAAACUAGAAGCGAUGUCAAGAUACUGUGAGGAUGGAGGCUUGCACAGAGGUGAAAUCAGAAAAGCUUCCAGUGAUGACAGCUUCACUGGAAUUCAACUGUCUAAAGCCAUCCUGUCUUAAAAGAGAGAGAUGAGGGCUAUGACAUCGUAGACCCUCGUUUACACAAGAUGGACCACCUGUCUUUGAAAAAAAAAAAAAUCCAAAGUGAACAUGUUUGCCAAAAGGAAAGACCUUGAAUUUCAGAAACUGUUGGACAGUUAUAGUUGUAUUGCAUGGGAAGAGACCUUGUGAAAGCAACAACACACUUCCUUUCUUCAUUGAUGUGAGCAGAGUUACUAGUACCACAAAGCAGAAGCUCCUGGCUGACACAACCAUUCGCUUACUUCACAGGCCAAUGCCUGUGAACUCUGCAAGGUUUUUAGAUUAAGAGUAUAAAGUUAAGCUAGUUUAAAAUUUUAAUAAAUUUUUAAGGUAGAUUUUUUAAAUAGUAUCUGUUUAGUUUUCAUGUCCCCUGCCACAAUAUAGCUGUGUAGACUUUUAGGAUUAGCAUAGUAUUACUGUUAAAAAAUGGGGAACCUUUUGUAUUACAUGGUGCUGAGAGAAAAAUCCACAUUCCUAUCCAUGUCUCAGGCAGUAUGUCUAUUACUGAGCCAUUCACCCAGCCCCAAAAUGGGAGUAUUCACACUUAUGAAAUCAUUUAGGACUACACUGCCACGUCAUCAGUAUUGAAGGUUCUUCCUUCCUGUGGUAUCACUGAGUUCCUAGGCAGUCAUGUCAGCAAUUUUACACAAAAAUUCAGCCAGAGAGCACUUGCCACUCAGGUUCUUUACAAGCACUACUUAGCAGCCUCAUGCCAUUCCAUGUCUGUGGUCAUAAAGAAAAAUCAUCUGCUAUUGGCUAUCUACUUUUAUCGGGUUCAUACAGAAUCUUAUGAGGUAAAAGUGGUGCUGAUAAUUUUUUGAUGAUUUCCCUUUGUUAAAUAAACAUGUCAGAAGAUAUUUCUAUAAUGCAAACCAAUAUGAUGGUUCAAUAAUCACUACAGAUAGUAAAGUACAAGGCAUCCCAAAAGUUUCAGAGUAGUUUUAAGCCUUUGGCUACUAUGUUUGUGUCUUUAAGGGCACUGGAGCAGGUAGAAAAGCUGCAAACUUACAAAUCAUUAUUCCAACAUUUCAGUUUGGUGAGUUUAGAAUAUUAUUCAUUUAUUCUAAACUUUUUCUAGUCUCUUAAAAAAAGGAUAGAGAGAAGAGCUAGAACAAAAGUUAAAAGCUUAAUUUUCACAUUUCUCAAGUUAAUACUUCCAAAUAAUAUAUGAUAAUGUUUUAACUUCUGUAUUUAUACACGGUACCAAAGCUUAAAAUGACACUAAGAUUUUUGGGAUGUUUUAUAUUGCAAAGAGUUUCCCUCUUCUUUCCGAGGAGUUCUUUUAGAGCAGUGCACUAUCCCUAUUUUGAGUACCUAAAUUUCUUGGUUCUUGAUUUGGUGAAGGAGAGUAUUAAGAGCAAUAUUAAUUGGCAUGUUUCAUAAAGGAAUUGGACCCCAACAGCAGCACUUGGUAUGAAAGCUUAUUUUGAAACCUAUCCUACAUGUUACCUUAGCAGUAGGUACCCCAUUGCGAGCCCGAUUAUUUAAGACAGAAGUUACACAAACCUUAGGAACAUAAUAUAGGUUUUAAAGGACAGAAAUUAAGUAAUUUUAGACAACUUACAACAAUGUUACCUCAGUAUUAAAAAUUAGUGUUUUGGGGCUGGGGAUUUAGCUCAGCGGCAUAAGAACCUGCCUUGCAAGCAGGCGGUCGUGAGUUUGAUACCCAGUAUGAAUUAAAAGAAAAAAGUUAGUGUUUUGCCUCAUGAAAUACAUUUCUUUCCUUCUCAAAUACAACAACCUAUGCUGUCCAAAGAAAAUUAUUUACAGAAUUUCAAACUUAAAGAUUUGAAUGUUACUUGCAGAUGUUUUGUGAGAGAAUCCUAAAAUUUAUAUUUAUUUUUCAUUUCCAUGACUAUGUUUUUAAAAAGUAAUAAACUCCUUUGAUUACAACACA